Somion occarium is the source of this 2593-nucleotide messenger RNA. The record is from the annotation of a GenBank genome assembly. Lineage: Eukaryota; Fungi; Basidiomycota; Agaricomycetes; Polyporales; Cerrenaceae.
AUUUUUCUCUUUCAAGUUGAAGAUUCUUCUGACAAUCGGGUCCCGCUAGGCUCAGUCCUUGGUCUGUGCUGUGAAUAGUUCUGCUUUCCAUGACGAUACUCAAACUUUGUGACAAAGCUAGGUUUACUUCCAACUAUGUUUGAUAUAGCUAUAUUCUGAUCGGGACGCAUGGACUCUAAGUGAUUCCGAACCUCUGGAGUCUGCUCUGCUAUGACACUUUAGACGUCAUCUACUGCUUUUAUAUCCUAUCACAACUCAUUUUUAGGCUUCCUUGUUCUAACCGUAUUGUGACGGCUCCACACACAAUGUAUCACGGACGCGUUCAAUACGCUCCGUCUUGCCAGCUGUGGUGAUGUACCAUUCAUUCAUUAUUCGUCCUGUAUCCUUCUAUCUGCCAUUCACCUGCUUGUGAGGUACAGGAAACACUUCAUCAUUCACCUUCACACGGAUAUUUUUGCGUUAUAAUUCAGCACUUCAAACUCUACAGCGAUCCCCGCGCUCGCCGGGAUUGCCAAAGCGUAACUCAUAUUCAUAUGGUCUGUAUAACUCCCACUUUAUGCCAUCGGCGUUUUCGCCCGCGUUUUCUUUUUGCGUCGUUGGUGCUGCAGCAUGCGUACGCAACCGGUCAUUACAGAACUUGGACCCGGAAAUUUUGUAUGUAUGAGCAGGAAUUUGUGUCAGGCUGCUUGAAUGAGUUACAUCAUGCCAAGCCGCAGUCUCUGGUUGCAUUCCCGCAGACUUCACGCGGCCUUCUCCUGCAAAUGAUGAACAAAGAUCAGCCAACGAGUAUCUCGACAUCGACAGAUGGGAGAACCCCUCGUUGCGCAGGUGAAGGAUGCAUUCCCAUAAAGAUCGCUACACGCUGUUCUGGCCGCUGACCUUCACCCACUGCUAAACUUACACAAGUACCUUGCUCGGGUGGUGGUAGCUUCCCCCUGCUCUGCCGAGCCUCUAUCUACGAUGGAAUCUUGGGACGGAAUUCGGCUAACUGUGACCGUCCUUGAGGUGGUCGGCAUUGUAUUGUUAUCGGCGCUGCUCCUUACGCCUGCACCUAAGCAUGCUAUAGUAAACUCGAUGACGAUUGCCGCCCUCCUACGGUCCAUUUGUGCUGUCAUCCCUCCAAUUGCGUACCAGCGGCUUUCGGUCCAGUUCGAUGCAAUUCGUAUGCACGCUUCGCUGCAGAAGCUCUGCAUUAGCAUGGCCAUCAUUCUCCGAUAUUUGACUGUGGUCAAAGCUGCAUAUUCAGUCAGCUUCACUCUGCCGCUGCUUUACUUGGCCGUCAAACAUUCAAAGCAAUCCAUGCAAGGGAACUCUUCUGGAAAGUCCAUGUUCUUCACCCGAACAGUUGCCCUACUAUGCAUUGGUCCUUUUGUAUGGGCAUUGCCCGCUAUUAUCAUACCGAUACCAACAAUCGUUCAUGACCGACACGCCCUUCAUCCAAUGUUUUUUGAAGCCAUAUGCACGGUUUCGCACACGUCGUACCAAAUUGUGUCUUUGACGCAAAUGAUUCUCCCGCUUCUUUGUGCUACGGGAAUUUCUCUGGCUUUCGUUUGGUAUCUAUGGAAGUCGGUGAAACUACCUCUGGCCAGCCACACUUUGGGCCUCCUCGACCUCACACGAAUAUUACGAUUUGGUGCCUUGCUCGGUAUAAUCGUUCUUUCUGCAGUUCUUUACACGAUCGUCAUGGCCACCUGGGCAAGGGAUCAUGUAAGACUUCAUGGAAAUAUGCCCAUGCGCACUGUGUUCAUAAUCAGUAUGGUGUGGGAGGCAAUUACACCGAUUCUUAUGUUCUUUAUUUUCGGGGCGCAAGAGGAAGUCUUCGCUGUAUGGCACUCUUGGUUCCGAUCCCUUUCCAAGCGAACACCAAGGCUUUUCGAAGAUCAUACUCCAUCCGUGCGAUCUGAGGAGGACAAUUCGUACUUGGACUUUCAAGAUCGUCAGCAGGGUUGGCUUCUUGGUUUGCGUCAGCAGUUCAAGUUUACUCCAAAUAACGAGGCAAGCACAAACAUUCGCUUCAGCCCCACUUUCUCAUCCGAUUCGGACGAGAAAGUGCAUGCACCGCCUAUUUCGUCGUCGCCGGUUCACAUACACCCGGCAUCACUAUCACUUCGCCCAGUAUCGAGCCACAUGAAGGGCUUGUCUGUUCCUUCUCCUGCGACGAGUCUGCGUCCUCCACCUCGCCCCGCUAGGAGUCGGAGUGACAGUCCCAAUGACAGUCCCAGUGCGGACUUCCUGGAAUCACACCCUUUCAGGAACGUACCAAACAUGCCAUCUCUUACGGCUUUCGGUAAUGGAGAUGAUUCUUCGGAAAUCGUUCGAGGCAGAGAAGCAGUGAUUCGGAUGUUUGAAGAUGAAAUGGAAAAGGAAAAUGACUACAAUUGGACAGCACAAGGAGCUGCGAGACGUCCUGAUACUGGAGAGUCAUCGCAAACUUUCGGAAAUUAGACGUCUCUUCGAGGUCGUAUUUACUUUUACGGUACAGUAGCAUGUCAGGUAGCAGAUCAUCAUGAAAUGGAGCAAAGUGCUUGGCAUUUGUCGAAUGCCUAACAUUCAUUAAGCGCCCAAUAGACCGCAUUGGGACAGAGUCUGACUU